Messenger RNA from Anisakis simplex (herring worm), 549 nucleotides. NCBI's taxonomy places the organism in Eukaryota, Metazoa, Nematoda, Chromadorea, Rhabditida, Anisakidae. The record is from the annotation of a GenBank genome assembly.
AUGGUGGAGUCGCGAUCGGAUAUAGUGAAGAGACGAUCGAUUUUGCCGAAGUGGAUUGUGGCGUGGUUGUGGAUAUCGACGGUGAUCUGCCUGUUGGAUGUGGCGUAUACGAUGCUGAGGCCGAUGACUCUCCGAGGGGGUGCUUUGGGGAAUAUCUACAGUGAUGUGGAUUUGCGAUAUGCUGACGAAAAGGAUUUGGUAACGAUGGCAACAGGUCGUGUGAUGCUGCUCGAGAUUGUGAUGAAUAUCGUGGCGUUGAUCAUGGUAAGGUCGAAACAUGCCGAUUUGACGGCGUUCACAUCGAGCGCGUUCGUGUUCUGGAAGACGUUGCUUUAUUUAGUGAUGUUCAUCGCACCUCCUGAAGGUUACCAGUCGUAUCUGCUCGAAGAGGCCGGUUUUUGGCGUUUGUUUUGGGUUUUUUGGAUUGCCGACGGCGUCUGGGUGGUGAUGCCGUUGGCGGUGAUGUGUGCCUUGUGGAGACGCAUCGUCUCCGCAAAUCACUAUCCCGGCAGCGAUAGUGAAGGUUUCAGUGGAAUAUUAUUAAGAUAG